Molecule: messenger RNA, 4334 nt
Organism: Platichthys flesus (European flounder)
Lineage: Eukaryota; Metazoa; Chordata; Actinopteri; Pleuronectiformes; Pleuronectidae
Product: zinc finger protein 710-like
Exons: 5
Coding region: 670-2745 (691 amino acids)
Source: RefSeq, a predicted model, not a curated record
CAAGUAGUUUACGUAACUUUUUUUGUUGAAUAAUUCCAGAUGAACUAUUAUUAUUAUUUCCACUAGUAGAAUUAGUAUUUAAAGCAACGUGUUUUUAAUAUGUUUUACAACAUGUCUGCAUAGCCAUACAUUCCAUUUCGGAGGGCCGGCAUAGUGCCACCUGGUGGUUUGUGUUAAUGUCAUAAAAAAAAAAAUGUUUUACUGAAACAAUUAUAUAAAAAUGUUUUUGUUUUGAUCUCGAAUAACAAACCAUACAAAUGCAGAUGAGAGGAAGUGUCCUCCUCCUGGGGCUGCUUGUUUAAAACAUCAAACCCACAGCCUCAUGUCAGAUAUAAUGGUUGAUGUGAAAUGUUGUGAAGCCACUUGGGUAAACAACAAAUGGCUAUUAAGAGAUGAAGUGUAAAUGCAGAUGAUGAUUAAUGGCUGCUGCCGCUGCCGAGUCGCACUAAGUCCGCCUUUUACUUGUGGCGUUGAGGAGGAGCUCAGUUGUUUAUUCAUUCACGUCAGCCCCUCUCUUCCCUUCCCUCCUUCCUGCUACACACAACGGGGACCCACCGUUGUAACUGUGUUUCCCAGGUCCACGUCCACCGCAGCCACGUCGCCACCAUAAACCGAUUUUGGAACCAGGAGGAGGCGAGCCGGCGCCUGGGUAGAUGUGAGCCCAAGGUAAUGGCCAGGCUGGUGGACAUAGGCACACAGACAGAUCCAGUAGUUGUGCUGUCCUUGGCCCAGGCCGCCGUGCUAGGUCUCAUCUCUCAGAAUGAAGUGUUUGGAGCUACAAUUGCACCCAACGGCUUCUAUACCGGCGAACCCAAAGAGUCCCCCGCGCCCCCAGUAGACGGAGUCGACUACGAGUACGCAGACCAGCUUAUCGGAGCCAACGGAGAUUACUUAGGAGACAAUUUGGGAGAAGACGGUCAGAUGCAGCCCAGCUGUAGUCAGAGGAGGUGGCAUCAGGGGCCACCCCAACAUCCAGAUGUGAAAAUGGUUGGCCCCGAUCGUCACAGCCUUCAGGCCGGUGACGUGUCCUUGUCCCACGUGAAGGGGGAAGGGGUAAACUCUGGAUUGUCGUCCUGUGUCCACAUUCUUAACAACAUGGCCCCAAGAGGUGGUUUAGUACAAGUCGAUCCAGCAACCCUUAGAGGCACCAACAAGAGCUGUGCAGAGUGUGAGCGGGAGGUAACAAACCAGCCGCCAGCCAACGCACACGUUCAUCCUCCGCCCUCACAGGUGGGCCAUAGAGGAGGGGAGCAGGGCCACAGAGGACUGCAGGCCCAGCGUCCUAUUGUGGGCCACAGUCGAGUUGGGCGAGAGGAUGAAGAAGAGGUGGAACACCAGGGGAACAACAUGAUGAAGCCCACACAGCAGGAUGAAGCCAUCAGCAGCUACUUCCAGACCAGUGAAGUUGGCAGCUAUGAUUCGGGAGAAAUGGGAAUGGGGGGCGAGUACGAAGAGAGCGGCCAGAGCAUGAUGUGGACAGAUGGGACUGGAGGAGCGCAGCACCAGCAGCCUCCACAACCACAGCCGCCUCGUCGGCACGGCGGUCGCCGAGUAGAUCGGCUCGAUAUCAACAUCCAGAUUGACGAAUCUUAUUGCGUAGAUGUGGGAGACGGUCUUAAGCGUUGGAAGUGCCGCAUGUGUGAUAAAUCUUACACUUCCAAAUACAACUUAGUCACACACAUUCUGGGCCACAAUGGCAUCAAACCACACGCCUGCCCUCACUGCGGGAAACUGUUCAAGCAGCCCAGUCACCUCCAAACCCACCUGCUAACCCACCAAGGUACGCGGCCCCACAAGUGCACCGUCUGCAAGAAAGGCUUCACUCAAACCAGCCACCUGAAGCGACACAUGCUCCAGCACACUGACGUAAAGCCCUACAGCUGCCGCUUCUGCCGCCGCGGAUUCGCCUAUCCCAGCGAAUUGCGAGCACAUGAGGUGAAGCAUGAGCGGGGUCGCUGCCAUGUGUGCUCACAGUGCGGCAUGGAGUUCCCGACCUACGCCCACCUCAAGCGCCACCAGACAAGCCACCAGGGCCCCCACACCUUCCAGUGCACAGAGUGCAACAAGUCGUUUGCGUACCGUAGCCAGCUCCAGAACCACCUCCUGAAGCACCAGAGCCCAAGGCCUUACACCUGCUCCCAGUGCGGCCUGGAGUUUGUUCAACUCCACCACCUUCGUCAGCACUCACUCACUCAUAAGGGAAUGAAAGGCCACAAGUGUGAUGUGUGUUCACGAGAGUUCACCCUGUCUGCCAACCUGAAGAGGCACAUGCUCAUUCACAACAGCGUCCGACCCUUCCAGUGUCACGUCUGCUUCAAAAGCUUCAUCCAGAAACAGACCCUCAAGACGCACAUGAUCGUCCACCUACCUGUCAAGCCAUUCAAGUGCAAGGUAUGUGGCAAGUCUUUCAACAGAAUGUACAACCUGCUGGGCCACAUGCACCUCCAUGCUGGUAGUAAGCCUUUCAAGUGUCCUUACUGCACCAGUAAAUUCAACCUGAAGGGGAACCUCAGCAGGCACAUGAAGGUCAAACAUGGGAUGGAAGUUUCACCAGAGGGACAAGAUGUCCUUCCAGAAAUGGAGAGCCAGGGGGAGUAUGAAGGACAGAACUUCAGCUUCACUUCACCAGACAGUAUGGACAAUGGUGGCUCCCAAAACCUCACCAAACUAACCACAGCAAACAUGGAAGACAUGGAGGAGUAUUACAACUUCAGCAAGGAUACAAGCAGCUACACUACACCCUGAGUGGUGGUUGACCAGAGAACAGGAUUUUUUUGUUUAUUUUCAAAGCAGAAGGAAAUUACAGAUGCUCUUGUUAAGGCUGUGGGAGACUCUGGGGAAGGGGUUUUCUUUUAGUUUUGGCCUCGAUCCAGAAGAGCCAGAACUGCCAGACUCUGACUGGAGGCCGGGCAGCAGACACACUUCAGAGGAGACGUUUCAGCUCUGCAGAGCAGAGACGCUGAAACCGCUGACGUCGUGUGGAGCUCCUUUUUUGGGGAUUGCUACUCUAACCAACUCUAUGACUCGGACAGUGAAACCUGUAUGUUGUGUGUAUGUAUCAGUUAUUUGAGAAGAAGAGGAAGAAGAAGACACAAAAGAAAAAACAUUGCAGUUGCAGAGACAUCAGUUACAUUUGAUGUGAUAGAAAUUUGUAAACUAUUCAGCCACUUUUCUGUCAUUCACAACCAAUGUAUGCCCUUAUAUUUUUGAAUGAAAAUGCCAGUUGGAUACAUUUGCCGAUAAGUUCCUCCAUGUUGGCUAUUUACUCACUGUAUAUGGAACUUUUGAUACAUAGUCACAACAUAUUCAUAGGUGUGAAUGCUCUUACUAAACAGAUCCUAGUCAUGGUUACCUGUUCCUUCCAAGCCCUCAGUUUAACACAGUUCACACAGGCCAGUAUUUCAGUGCGUUUAUGUUUUGUUUUGUUUUUUGCACGGGACAUUGUAGACUUUUUCUUCAUAGAGCACUUAUUACCAAAGUUGCUUCUGUCCCAUGUUGGCUGACACCAGAAAUGAGCCCUCUCACAACAAGGCUGCAACAUGCAGUGUGUUUACCCACAGUUUAUAGUUUUCACAAUGGUUUGGCUUUACAUUUAAUAAUCAAUCCUGUGUAGUGAAUAUACUGCUCUAGCUUUUGAAUUACUGAGUGAACAAUACAAAGCACUUUUUCAUUGAGUUCUGUUGUUUUUCUGUGAAGCCGUCUUCAGUACGGGUGGACUCGUUUGCCUACAGGAGCCUUCUCAGCCUAGAAGUUUGGAGGAAAUCAGGUGAUAGAAUAUUUAAAAGCCCAUUCCGGCAAUAUUAUUCAAAUCAAACAGAUAUUCUUUCUCAAUAGGUUUGUUAAACUGCGGUUUAACAAACCUAUUUCAAAGUAUUUCAAUUCACAUACGAUGUGAAGAAUGAGCGAUUCGAACAGAAACUCUGCAGUCUCUUUUUGUUUCCUUGUUGUUGUUGUUUGUAGUAUCAGCACUCUUAAAUGCAGGACUGUAUUCACUUCACUCUCAAUUCAAUUAAUUCAGAAAAAUAGUUCCUCCCUUAAGGGAAAAAAACUGAAAUAGAAAUUAAAGAGAAGCAGUGGAAUAUUUGGAGCUUGUCCUGGUUAUGUUUUGUUGAACGUUUGAAUUGAAAUUGGACUGACAAUAGUCCUGCUCUUCAUCAUUCUGUUUUGGGGAAGACAGUCAGCUCCCCCUGUCCUGCCAUGCAGGUCAGCCUUGAUAUGCACACUUACCCAGAGGAAUGGUGGACUACUUCUUUUUUCAGAUGAGGGAAUAUAAAACUGAGACCUCAUGGAAAUUGACCAUCAAUUAUUUAAUAAAGGUUCUCUAGUUUAAAUGA